GCAUCCUGUCAGACUUCCGUCGCGCUCCGCAAUGCCUUCUUUCCCCCAGUUUAAUCCCGCGCGCAUACGCUCGUAUGUCUUUCGCCUGCCCUUCUGCACACGAGUGCUUGUUAUUGCGAUCGUGGGGUUAUGGGUUGCUACAGUUCCCUUCCCGUGGGUGAGGGAGUUUGGAAGGCUGGAGCCUGCUAAGAUGGAUUUAACGCAGAUGCACCGGCUGAAUUUGUUCCCAUUGAUGCAUCUGAACUUCCUCCACAUGAUCUUCAACCUCGUCGCCGUAACCCCACUCCUCGAGCGCUUCGAGUCCGAGUACGGAACGUUGGUUUCUCUGGCGCUCUUCACUGGGCCUUUCGGUACCAUACCAGGAGGCAUAUAUACCCUGCUAGAGAAAUUUGUCCUGCGGAGUAACACAAUAGUCAUGGGCGCAAGCGUAUGGGUGUUCCUUCUCCUCUCCGCAGAAGUCAUGAAAACACACAAGACGAACCCCAACUUCAGCGUUGGCCCCUACAAAAUCCCCACCUGGACCACACCCCUAAUGCUCAUCGUCGUAACUAGCGCUCUCGUCCCAAAUGUGAGCCUCAUCGGGCACCUCUGCGGCGCUGGCCUCGGUUAUGUAUGGGCUACGGGGUACAUCAAAUUCCUCGUCCCACCCGAGAAGAUUUUACGAUGGGUGGAGACCAAGCUUAACUUGCUGGGCAGACUACCGCACUAUGUGAGCGUAGAUCAGAAGACUUACGGGCGGUAUGGCGUUUUGCCUACUACAAGCGUACCGUUGAGCAAUAUGCCGAGGAGUCCAGAGCCGGGGCAGAGGCUUGGACCAUAGUUAUUACGUCUUCUUCGGGAAAGAGGGGUUCAAGAUGGGGCUUGGUUCGGCGUUUAUGCAUCGUUUGCGGCCUCAUAUCUUGGGAGGGCGUUCAGGUGUUGCAAGAGAGGGAUCAUAGCUUGAACGACUUAUACUUAUUGUACAUAUACUGUAGAGAAUAUAAUGCAUACCAGGACAUUCAACACAUC
This is a messenger RNA of Cucurbitaria berberidis CBS 394.84, 1008 nucleotides long. RefSeq lists its product as uncharacterized. Bases 32 to 820 code for a protein of 262 amino acids. The transcript has 5 exons. The record is from RefSeq and is a predicted model, not a curated record. Gene Ontology annotation, cellular component: membrane. Gene Ontology annotation, molecular function: serine-type endopeptidase activity. NCBI's taxonomy places the organism in Eukaryota, Fungi, Ascomycota, Dothideomycetes, Pleosporales, Cucurbitariaceae.